Mizuhopecten yessoensis (Yesso scallop) is the source of this 1041-nucleotide messenger RNA. Its product is annotated as putative nuclease HARBI1. NCBI's taxonomy places the organism in Eukaryota, Metazoa, Mollusca, Bivalvia, Pectinida, Pectinidae. The record is from RefSeq and is a predicted model, not a curated record. The coding region runs from base 1 to 1041 and encodes 346 amino acids. The transcript is spliced from 4 exons.
AUGGCGGACAUUCACCGAGUUCUCCGUCGUCUGCGUCGCAGAAGGAAUCGAAAUCAGAAUCAGCACCGCGUUCCAGUUUUUCGGAGAUUACAAAACCCUCUUCAAACACUCCCAGACGCCGAUGUCUUCGAACGGUUUCGAUUUCGUCCAUGCACCAUUAUGUACAUAUUGUCACUGAUUCGAUGCACACUGGAGAGACCGACACACAGAAGCCAGGCACUUUCGCCUCUCACCAUUUUGCUGUGUUCUCUUCGGUUUUUCGCAACCGGUAGUUUUUACACUUGUAUUGGAGAUACACUCGGGUUAUCGGAGGCAACAGUGUCGAGGUGUGUAACGACUGUUGCGUCUUCCCUUUGCCGCCUUUCCAACCGUUUCAUUAUUUUCCCAACAGGACAAGCACUAAAAAGAGUCAAGCAGGACUUCUUCGCUCUUGCAGGAUUUCCAAAUGUUGCUGGUUGUGUUGAUGGCACAUUUGUCAGACUGCAGGCACCCUGUCAAGAUGAACAAGACUAUGUCAACAGAAAAGGAUACCACUCUCUAAAUUGCCAGAUGACAUGUGAUGCUGGUUUCAAAAUAACCAGUUGUGUAGCAAAGUGGCCUGGAAGUUGCCAUGAUGCGCGAAUGUUUCGUGACAGCAACCUCCGUCACAAAUUUGAAAAUGGGACAUAUGAAGGAUUCCUCCUGAGUGACAGUGCUUAUCCAACCAGGCAGUUUCUCAUGACACCUUAUAAUAAUGCAUUGUCACAGCAGCAACAGAAUUUCAACAACGCGUUGUGUAGGACAAGAGUAACAAUUGAACAAACAUAUGGGAUUCUCAAACGAAGAUUCUCUUGCCUCCAUACUGGCCUCAGGGUCAGCCCAAAUAGGGCAGCACAAGUUAUUAUUGCUUGUGUAGUUCUUCACAACAUUGGUAUUGAGCAGGGUGACAUCAUUGACCAUGACAACCAGAAUUUAGGUGACGAGGGCAAUUUUGAUAUAAAUUACUGUGGUGUUCAAGACGGGGCAGGUGUAAGGGACCAUAUUUGCCGCACAUUCUUUUAA